Prorocentrum cordatum is the source of this 1392-nucleotide messenger RNA. Lineage: Eukaryota; Dinophyceae; Prorocentrales; Prorocentraceae. The record is from the annotation of a GenBank genome assembly.
AUGAUCGAUCGACGCCGGCCAGCCAGUCGCGAGGGGUCCAAGCCAGUAGGCUUGGGAGUCUACGGCCGCGACUGGCAGAUAACGACGGCUGAGCUCUCACUGGCGAUGCGCUUCGCUAUGGGGCGCUCGCUUGACGACAUGAUCAGGGACGGCCGGGCGACCUCGACGGCGGUGGCGGAACCCGAGGAGGAGGCGCCAGCUCUGCAGCCCCAGGCGAAACCCUCCGCAUCGGUCUCGGCCUCGAUGGAGAUUCCGGGUGAGUGGGCGCACGGGCGCGGGAAGCUUCCCGACGCUUCCCCGCCCCAUUGGCGCAACCUGGCCACCAGCGACGGCCUCGGCGAGGGCGCGGUAGACGAGACGGACUUCGACACUUUCGCGAUCUGUUCGGGGCUCGGCCUCGCCAAGGCGGGGGUCGGAGCACGCUGUUCACGGCUGGAGACGGGGCUCGCCAGCGUCGAUCAGGAUGCUUCGGUCCAUGAGCUCUGCUGUCGCAUGAUGCACCUGCUGCUCACCUUCGCCCAGCUCAAUGCGAGCGAGCUGGCCGGCGCGGAGCUGGCGCGCCGCCGCCUCCAGAUGGCCGAGCACCGCCGUCGCGACCGAGCGCUGACGACGUCGCGGGGCGAUGAGCUGUCGAGGGGCCCCCAUCUGCACCCUGGGACGGGCGGGGCGCGCGGGCAGGCGCGCGUCGCGCCAGCCCUCCUCGCGCUCGCGACCGACGAGCGGCGCGCGGAGGGCGCCGUGCUCAGGGGGCGCAGGAAGUCAAAGGAGGAGCGCUUCGAGCCCCGGGGCGACAGCCUCGCGAGUGGCGGGGCUGACCAGCCCCGCUCGUCGAGCACGCAGAGCACCGCGGAUAGGCCCGAAGGACGUCGGCAGCCGAGUGUCGAGCUGCGGUCUUGCGAGGCGCUGCCGGCGCUCAACUUCCUCAGCGGGCGGGCGGGCGGCGACGGCUUCGACGAGCUCUCGGCGGCCCAGGUCGCUGGCCUCGAUUCGCUGCGCGACUGCCUCGAGUCCUUCGACCCCCCGACGUCAGCCCCGCGGAGGCUCAUACAGAGCUGCGCGGCGCGUUCCCGGGCGCGAUCAGCACCCGACGGGGGCGUCGCGGCGCCCUGUUCGGAUUCCAGGAUGUGCGGGCCAGCCAACUUGUUUUCGGAGUCCGUGCGUGACUUGUGGCAGAACUGGGACCGGCAUCUCUUGCGCCCUCGUGAUGAGUGGCGUGCUGAUGUACAUCCGCAUGUCGAUUCCAGGCUGAAGAAUUCGCCGACCUUGCGCGCCAAGUUCUUGCAUGACCUGCACCGAGCUGACAUGCUUCAUUACACCUCAGAGCGCAAGCGCGCAAUGGCGCCGGCCUUCGUCGGCAUGCGGGACGGGGGCGGCAAGCGGCGCAUGACCUAG